This is a messenger RNA of Hordeum vulgare subsp. vulgare (domesticated barley), 674 nucleotides long. RefSeq lists its product as uncharacterized. The transcript has a single exon. The record is from RefSeq and is a predicted model, not a curated record. Bases 217 to 522 code for a protein of 101 amino acids. Lineage: Eukaryota; Viridiplantae; Streptophyta; Magnoliopsida; Poales; Poaceae.
GUCCAGUACAAUUCGCAGCCGAGGAAGGUGUGGCGUGAGAGCGAUGUGCAUGUUGGCACCUUGGAGCGGCAAUUUCACAGGGCUUUAUGAUCUCCAAAUUGCUCUCCUCUGCCUAUAAAUACGCUCCAGGGUUUGCUCCCAUUCUCCUCGCAAAACCCACACACACAUAAACUCGAUCGACGACCGGCACUUCCACGGACUUUUUGUCAGCUAGCCAUGGCUUCCUCGAGGGCGGUUGCGAUCGUCUUCUUGUUUCUGGUCCUGGCCGCGGCGUCACCCUCGCCCCUCGUGCGAGCCAGAAUGGUGCCGGCGGAUGGCGAAGGAGUACUGCCCGCCGGAGAUACCGCGGCGCCGGAGGUUACCGGCUCAGUGGGAACAGUGUCGUCGUCUCUGCAAGAAGCGCUCGUUCAGAGGCCCCCGCUGCCGCUGCCGCUGGUGAUGUCGCCGCCGACGAUGGCCGUCUUCGCGCAGCGCAGCAGUAGGGUGCUCGGAUCGGUGCCGAGCCCGGGCGUUGGCCACUAGCCCGUGUUCUUUCGUGCAUAUAUAUAUUUAGCUUCGUGAUUCGUGAGAGCUUGAUUUCCACAGCUAACUACGUUUGUGGAGCUUGUAACGUGAGGGUCGCUGUUCUGAUUACAAGGUUGAUUAACGGAUUAUUAAGUUGAAUCUUCUUAUUA